GCGGACCGUUGUCUCUGUGGGUUUUUAGUCGGAAGUAAUUCGUCUACGCACAAGGAAGAGAGUUGUUUACAAACAGAAGAGAAAGUUGGAUUUGGAAACUCGACAGCUGGUUACAAAAUAGGCUAGAAUUUUGACACUCUGGUGGGUUUUAGAUUAAACCGCUGAGUGAGAGUAAUCAGAGCAGGUGUGUAUAGUUGCGAGUGGAGGUCAGUCACACUGUGUGAUUUGCCACCUGGGGUCAAAGUUCAGGAAGGAUGUCAGAGGAGGGGGGCAAGUUGACGCUACGGCGCCUGGAGGGGCCAAUCCACAAGUUCAUUAAAGUAGCCCUGCCGACAGACCUAGAGAGAUUACAGAGACACCAUAACAAUAUACUGAAGUUCCAGCGUUGUGAACAAUGGGAUCGCCUUCAUCAGGAGCACAUUAAUGCAAGCCGCACUGUGCAGCAGUUGAGGGCAAAUGUUAGAGAGAUGGAGAAGCUGUGUGGGCUUGUCCGCCCAGAAGAUGGCCCCACUCUGGAGAGGCUAGUUCAGCCAAUCCGGGAUCGAGCGUCCACUGCCGCCCAGGACUUCCUGCUCAUGCAUUCUAACCCUGUUCCUCUGCCACAUGCACAAUGCCCCCCAGAGUCUUCAGGUGGUUCCCAUGGUGAUGACCUGGGUGGGGAGCCUUCUCAUGUCAGUCAAACGCAGCUCCUCCUCCCAGUCAUCCCCCACAAUGAGAGUGCUGCUGAAUCCUGGGACACUCUGGAGGAGGACCUGAAGGAGCUCAAUGGUUUGGUGACAGAGUUCUCCAUGCUGGUCCAUUCUCAGCAGGAGAAGAUUGACAGCAUCGAGGAGAACGUCAACACAGCAGCAGCUAACGUGGAGGAGGGAACCAGGAGCCUCGGAAAGGCAGCGGGCUACAAGCUGGCUCUGUUACCGGUGGCGGGGGCUGUGUUAGGAGGGGUGUUGGGGGGUCCACUGGGUCUACUGGCUGGAUUCAAGGCAGUCGGGGUGGCAGCAGCGCUAGGAGGUGGGGCUCUGGGCUUCGCUGGGGGGAACCUGGUCCAGAAGAAACGCAAAGCCCGAGUGGAGUUACAGAUGAAACAACUGACCGCCCCUGUGCCAGAACCUGAACCCCGGCUGGACAAGGACAAGUGAUUGGUCACCUCCUGACCCCUGACCUUCAGGAGCCUCUACUGGUCCACAUUGUGCAUCAGUCUGACACCACGGAACCCAACCAGUGGUUGAGGCAAGGCCUGCACACAGACACCUUCCUCCAAACUAGCUGACCACCCAGGACUGUCUGCUUGUUUGACCAGUGUAAUUGGCUCUCGUCACUGUGGUCAGAGGAACACCUGCUCACUGCCAGAAGACGGGAGAUCUGCCAAGAGACUGCGACAAGACGCCGGCCACUAGGAUCGGACACUACCCAAAGGUGGGACUUAAAAUCCGGAAGGUCUUGUUGAGGACGUGAGUGUUGAACAUUGGUAUGAAUGCUAGUUGAGUGAGAUGUGUGUACGCAGUGUCUUUUGUUUGGCUUUGUGUUGAAUACUUUAAGGACUGGUGUCGUGGACACAGAUUAACGGACACCUAUCUACCUUAGUUCAAGACUAGGUGUAAUCUUUGUUCACAAAACUGGUCCUAGGUCUAUGAAUAUGUAUUCACUAAAUUAUUUGGUGCAUUAUUGGUAGCAAACACUACAAACCCUGCCUGACUGGGUAACACAAGCCUUGCUUUUGGGUGCCUUUAUCUUACAGGAGGAAAGAUGGUCAUGACUGUCUCUUACUAUCUAAAUGGAAUCCAUUACAAUUAGUAUUUACCUGUAGAACAUUUUAUUUAUAAUGACCCAAACUUGGUAACAUUUAAAUACUUUUUGAUUAGGCAUUAGAAAAAGAUUAAAAUGAUCCAUCAGACACAUUUGAUCUGACUCACACAUCUUUUGUCAAUGGUGAGAUUAAUGUAAUUGAGAAAACAAGUGUCCAGUGUACACUGAACAAAAAUGUAAAUGCAACAUGGAACAAUUUGAAUGUUUUUGGUGAGAUACAGUUCAAAUAAGGAACCAGGAAAUUAAAAUCCAUUUCAGUCUGGCCCCAAUCUAUGGAUUUCACAUGAGCAUUUGCCCACUGAAAUCAGUAAUGACACCAAACUGCCGUCAGGUCAAGACCCUGGUGAGGACAUCAGUCAUGCAGAUGCAGAGCUGAGGCUUCUGACAGUUUGUGCAGAGACACAUUAUAAUGAGUUGUCAGGCUGGCUGGUCCCAGAUGACGCUGCAGUUGAAGCUGAAUGUGGAGGUCUUGGGCUGGCCUGGUAACACAUGGUCUGUGGUUGUGAGGCUAGUUGGACGUGCUGCCUUUGCAGCAACUUAUGGUAGAGAAAUGAACAUUCAAUUUCCUGGUGGACGUUUAGUCAGCAUGCCAAUUCCACACUCCCUCAAGAGCUGCCACGUCUGUGCCA
Esox lucius (northern pike) is the source of this 2432-nucleotide messenger RNA. RefSeq names its product syntaxin 17 (gene stx17). Gene Ontology annotation, molecular function: SNARE binding; SNAP receptor activity. The transcript has 8 exons. The coding region runs from base 255 to 1136 and encodes 293 amino acids. Lineage: Eukaryota; Metazoa; Chordata; Actinopteri; Esociformes; Esocidae. The record is from RefSeq and is a predicted model, not a curated record. Gene Ontology annotation, cellular component: endomembrane system; plasma membrane; SNARE complex. Gene Ontology annotation, biological process: exocytosis; vesicle fusion; intracellular protein transport.